AUGACAGAAGUGGUCGUGCAAAGAGUUCGCACAAGAUACCAUUGGCCACCAUGGCAAUUGAACUUCUGGAUCCUCAUUAUGCUGAUUGGGAGCGGGACGAUACUGGGGAUAAAUGCCUGGUUCGUGACGGUGCAGAAUCAGUUACUUGUUGGGAUUCCUUGGUACUUCCCGUACUGGAUAACAACAUCCGCCCUAGCAAUCCUCUUCAUCCUCGCAAUGCUCUGGCUGAUAUCCCAACGCCAACUCCUACCUGGGAUCGUCAUAAUGGGCUCCUUCAUCUUAUUCGUGCUCUGGAUAGUAGGACUCAUUGUCUUUUCCAUCGAGCUUUGGGGUCCCAACGGGGUGAGCAGUAAUUGUAAUCUAUACGUCGAUGGAUCGAAGAGUUCGGGCGCGAAUGUGAAUACGUUGGCGUGGUUGGAGCAGAGUAGUAUUUGCCAAAGUUGGGAAGCUGCGUGGGCUUUCGAGUUGGUGGGGGUUGUUUUCCUAUUGUGGAUGAUGAUCCUCUCGUACCAGGUCUACCAGAAUAAUUGA
Molecule: messenger RNA, 531 nt
Organism: Mollisia scopiformis
Lineage: Eukaryota; Fungi; Ascomycota; Leotiomycetes; Helotiales; Mollisiaceae
Exons: 3
Coding region: 1-531 (176 amino acids)
Source: RefSeq, a predicted model, not a curated record